AUGCCCGGAUCCCAAAACUCCAAUCGACAUGGCGGCCUCGCCAACGUCGCCAUGCCACCAGAUUCUCAACCCGAAGGUAUGAUCGUGUCCGAUAAGACGACAAUACCAGCUGAAGAGAGCGGACCGGAUAACGUUACAGAUGUCCACGGAGAUAUAGCCUUGAGGGAAGGUAUAUCAAAUGGCCUGUCUCGUCAGCGAAAGUGGAUUAUUAUGUUUGCUUUGUGCACGGCAGUUUUCAUUGUUGCACUGGAUUACUUUAUCCUGACCACGGCUCUACCGACGGUGACCAGCGAGUUUGGAACAUCGGACGCUGGAUUUGCAUGGAUCGGAUCUGCCUACCUGCUGACUCAUGCCGCGUUCACCCCGGUCUGGGCGACCAUCAGUGAUGUCUUCGGGAGGAAGAUGGUUCUCAACGUCACUAAUGGCUUCUUCUUCGCUGGAGUCCUCAUCGGCGGUUUAUCCGGUAACACAGCGAUUCUGAUUGUAGGUCGCGCGAUACAGGGCGUCGGGGCGGCCGGUAUAAUGGUGGUGGCUCCCAUAUGCGUUGGGCAUCUCUUCAACCAGCGAGAGCGUGCUCAUUAUAUCGUUAUCCUUGGAGCCGUCAUCGCCUUCUCUUCGGCCGCUGGACCAUUUAUUGGUGGGAUUCUGACAGAAAGACUCUCCUGGCGAUGGUGUUUUUGGAUCAAUCUGCCUUUCACCGGACUCUCCUUCAUAGCCCUGACACUGUUUCUGCACAUUGAAAGUCCCAACAUAGGGCUCAUAGAAGGGCUUCAGUUGAUCGACUGGCUUGGAAGUGUGACCAUCGUCGGUGCAACCGUAAUGUUGCUUUUAGGUCUCCAACUCGGUGUGUCUCAAUAUGCUUGGGAUUCCGUGACUGUCGUCUGCCUCAUAAUAUUCGGGACGGCAACGUUCGGAAUCUUUGGUUUUAUCGAAUACAAAGUUGCAAAGACUCCGAUCAUUCCGUUAAAGCUCUUUGCACGACGCCCUCGUGUUGCGGUGAUGGUCGUUUGCAUCUGCCAGGCUUCGAUCUUAGCUGCCUCCACCUACUUCCUUCCUUUGUAUUUUCAGAUUGUUCUUGGAGCAUCACCUUCGGCAUCCGGCAUCUACUUUCUUCCGACCACUUUGACGCUUGCGCUAUUCUUACUCGCCGUUGGACACAUCAUCCAAAAGACUGGCAGAUAUAUUGCGCUAGUCAGGACCGGAGCCUGUGCGCUGCUGCUUGGAACAGGAUUUCUGGUCGACACCAAGGCGUAUCUCAGCUGGCCAAGGAUUAUCGUCUCACAAAUUGUCGUUGGCAGCGGGCUGGGCCUCCUCAAUCAAUCGCCACUGGUUGCCUUAUACGAAGUUAUCGAUCCGCAGGAUGUCACCACCGGGACAUCUGCCUACCAAUUCCUCAAGAUUUUCAGUGAAACGAUCAGUGUCAUUCUUGGGCAAGUUAUCUUCCAAAGCCAGGUGCAGAGACAGUCGGCGGCGCUCCUGCACCGGAGCUUACCACCAUCAGUGAUCUCGGCUCUAAAGAAGGGGCAGUCCAUCCUAUUAGCAUAUGAGGUAAAGAAUUUAGAAGGGGAACUGCAAGAGUUAAUACAUGACGCGUUUGUGGUAGCAUUAAAGAGAAUGUGGAUUUUCUACACUGUCAUCAGCUUCCUUGCAGUCGUCGCGAGCAUGGUCAUUAUUGGAAAGAAAUUGACGAGAUAA
This is a messenger RNA of Endocarpon pusillum Z07020, 1695 nucleotides long. RefSeq lists its product as uncharacterized. The record is from RefSeq and is a predicted model, not a curated record. Gene Ontology annotation, molecular function: transmembrane transporter activity. The coding region runs from base 1 to 1695 and encodes 564 amino acids. Gene Ontology annotation, biological process: transmembrane transport. Lineage: Eukaryota; Fungi; Ascomycota; Eurotiomycetes; Verrucariales; Verrucariaceae. The transcript is spliced from 3 exons.